AUGCCCAGCGCGGAUCACCGUGGCACCCCUGAAUCCAAUGGCCGUGUGGUCACAGUCAUAGAGCGCUCCUUUUGGGAGACUUUGUCCGAUCCUGCAACAAAACCAGCUUAUCCUCGACCCACACAGCAUCAAGACGUACAGCCAAACUCCAACGAAUCGUUGGUUUGGGGUGCAGCGUACCACAUUCCCGCCUCCCACGCCGAGGAGGUCAACGCCUAUCUCGAUCACCGUGAAAUAAACGGCUACAGCGUCCACUACACCCCUUUCCAUCCGUACACGCCUUCAACCCAGGAGGGCGAGCCCGACGCGCCCGAUCCAUCGAACUCAUCUCCACCAUUCCUCUGCAUGGUUUACAUCGGCCUUCCAACAAAUUCUCAGUUCCUCCGAAACCCGACAGAUCGCGAUCCGUCCUCUGUGGCGGGUGUGAUUGCUAAAAGUCGUGGUCAGAGUGGCGAGAAUAAAGAGUACUUGUAUCUUCUAGAGAAAGCCCUUGAAGGCAUCGGACUGGGCUACGCCGACGCCCAUGUUACGGAUUUAGUGCGAAGGGUUAGAGCGUUGGAGGGUGUUCGCGAGGGCAGAAAGAGCCAGAGUGAGAUUGACGUGGAGAAAAUCACUAUCCCAGAAGCGGAAUAUAGGGAAGACGAGGCGAUGGAAGAGGUGGAUGAACAUGUUGAGCGGAAAGCAUGA
This is a messenger RNA of Coccidioides posadasii C735 delta SOWgp, 687 nucleotides long. The record is from RefSeq and is a predicted model, not a curated record. Lineage: Eukaryota; Fungi; Ascomycota; Eurotiomycetes; Onygenales; Onygenaceae.